AAGCCGCGCUCUUUUGGACGCAGAGCGCGAACUAGAAGCGUGUCCGCUCGCGCUUUCUCUCCGUGUCACCGCGGACAAAAUGCAGCGGCUCGGCAAUAUCCUCGCCGUGUUACUGUGUGCUGCCUUCGCCCACCGGCAGGCCGGCGCGGAAAAAGAAAGAGGCAAAUUGAUCCCAGUAAUAGUAAAUGAAGGACAUGCAUAUUCUGCCAAUAAAAUGGAGCUCUUUUGUUAUGAAUUUACUCAAAAGCCUAUGCUCACUGAUUAUUGGUCUGCUGUGGAGAUUAAAAUCCACUGUUCGAAGCCAUUGCACCUUACAUAUCCUGCAGCAGAAAACUUUUCUAAUACAUCUGAAACUCUGUUAGACUUCAUUGUGCACUUCUACAAUGCCGCAUCAUCGGCAGAGAGACUGGCUUCGGAAUUCAACAUAAGUGUUGAACGCUUUGAUAGAAAGACUUGUUUCAAAAUAAACCCAGUGAAUUCUCAUUCAAUGUAUGGCAUUACUGUAACAAAGCAAUCAUUUGCACCAAAUCUGUUUAUUCUGUUUGUGACUGGAAUUAUCCUGUUCGUUUUUGCAAGACCCAUUAGCAGGAGUGAACUGUUUUAUUACUGUGGUGGAGUUGCUUUAGGAAUCUUUGCAGUAUUAGUCCUUAUCGUCCUGGUUUGUAGAAGGUGGAUGCAAACCAGGACAUUCGUGUUUCUAAUGAUCGGAAGUGGGUCAGUUUCAUUAUCUGUGAUUUAUUUAGGUGUCUUACACCUAUCCCAGUAUCAGCACCACCUUUAUGGUUAUAUUCUUGUGCUUGGUUGUCUAAGCUAUAUUAUUUGCUAUAACCAUGGGCCGUUGUCAGAUGAACGUAGCAUAAUUCUGCUUAUGUGGACUUUACAGUUGGCAGCAUCACUGAUGAUAUACCUCGGUGUUACAUUCAGUCAAUGUGCUUACACUGCCAUAGUUAUUCUGUUAUGUGCAUGCAACUUCCACCAUGCAGUUAAUUUGAUCUGCUGCAUUUGCAGGAAAAUCAAACAGCUCAUUAAAAAGCCACGGGUUUAUUUCAUUACUGAAGAGGAGUAUAGGGAACAGACUGAACUGGAAACCAAAAAGGCUCUCGAGGAGCUCCGCAGAUGUUGCAGGAGUAAGGACUUUCCUGCAUGGGAAAUAGUAUCAAAAAUCAAAUUCCCAAAAAGAAUGGCGGACUUUAUCCUGGGAGCUUCACACCUCACACACGAGGAAGUGUGGAAUCAUGAACAACAUUAUGGAAUUGGGGGAGCCUUUUUGGAAGCCCAGCUCUUUGCUACGGAGGAAGAUAAUAGCUUUGUUUCACAGAAUGGUGAAGUGAUGGAUACAGAUGAAGAUCAUGAAGUCAGUGGUAUAGUGAAUUAACUCUUGCUUCACUUGCAUCCUCAAUAGGUUUUUUGAACCAUCAUUCUGAACAGGGAUUGACUAAUGCAUCAAAUAAUGUACAUAGAAGUAUCUGGUUUUGAUAUUUCUUACACUGGGAUGCACAAAAGAAAGGCAAACUGACCAAGGAUACAAGCUGAUCAGUGAAUAUGUAAGUUCUAAUUCAGUUUGUAUUUUUCUUCUGACAAAAAAAUUUGCACUAAUGUAUGUGGUUCUGGUGAGAGGGACCUUUUAGCUUUGAAGUUGCAAUGUUUUUUGUCAACUUAGUGACGUGCGGAACAGAAAUUCCAGGCCUCAGUCAGGUUACAGACUUUUAUAUGCACAAUUAUCUGUUUUCUUUUUUUUUAAUUGCUGAAAAUAUAUAUCUGUAAUUCACGAGCAAAUGAAUAAGCGGAUCUUUCUUCAAACCCAUUGAAAGAUAACCGGUUUGUCACAUGUAUCUUGUUGAAUUCUGAGGUCUUGGAGACACCAAUUCAGUUCACCUAGUGUGAUCUGUGACGGCACUUUACUUAAUGUAACUAAGAAUGCUAUCUCUAGAAGAAUAUUGGUUGAAGGUUGGAUAAUGAAAACUUUAGUUGUCAGCCAUCAAAUUGCAAGCACUACUCAGUGAUUAAGGACUUCACCAUGCACAACCCAGAAGGACUGUUGCUGUGUUUUGCUGCAGUGAGAACCUCUUCCUCUCAGCACAUUUGAUGAGAAAACAAGGAAGACUAUUUUUCUAUUAAUUCUGCUACCAACCUCCAGGCCAAUAAUUGUUGACCUGCAUUGCUGCAUUGCAUACAAUCAUGUUGGUGCCAAAGUUGGUGGAAUAAACUGAACUCCUUCAUGGAUAAAGUGAUUGAGGUUUAGAAGCCAUAUUCAGAAAUCAUCAAGUAUGAUUUAAAAAUAUAUCUCUGGGUUAUAACUGUUCCCUUCUCUGUACUGCUUUAAUAUUUUUGAAGUAGAGUUUAGAAAUAAAUGGGAUUGUUAUGAUAUUUAAAUAUGGGGAUUAAUCAUGUACUUGAGCAGAUGUCUGCAAUCCAAACAUUCUGUAAAGCACAUUGUAUUCCUGCUGUACUUCACAAUAUGGUGUGAAAACAAGAGAAUAUGUAAGAUGAAAAAAGAAGGCAAUUUGCCAGCAAGGUACAUCAUCUAAAUAGAUUGCAAUUUCAAACUGGAAUUUGGCAUUAAAUUUGAAUUUUUGGACAAAAUUUGUUCAUGGUGUGUAUGUUUUAAUAUGCAAACAACAGGAAUUCUGCAGAUGCUGGAAAUUCAAGCAACACACAUCAAAGUUGCUGGUGAACGCAGCAGGCCAAGCAGCAUCUAUAGGAAGAGGCGCAGUCGACGUUUCAGGCCGAGACCCCUUCGUCAUGUUUUAAUAUGAUUCAUUUAGAAACAUUAGUUUUUAUUUCACACCCAGUUUAGGUAAAAUGAAUGGUCUGUUUUUAUUUUGAUUGUUAUAGAAGCAGCAGGUAUAGGUUAAUUUUUAUAUCAUAGUGCUCUGAUUAAAAAAACUGAGCUUGAAAAAAAUCAUUGGUAGGAGUUGGUUAGAUCAAAAUAAUGUUCCACUAGAUUGAUAAGAAAAUCAAGCAAGGAUUAUGUUGUUAAAAAGUAUUUUGUUAUCUAGAACAAGAGGCCAAAAUAAAGGUUAAGCCAUUAAGGGUUGAGAUGAGACAUUUCCUUUUACACAUGAAGGACAAAGAAAACUUGGUAGAUAGCCAUCCACGCUGAUGGAGCUUUUACUAGAUUUCAGAAAAUCAAAAUGUAUACAUAAAAUGAAAUGGAUUAAUCAUCUGGAUAUUUCUUGAACAAAUGUUGUUCAAAAAUGCAAAUUGAAUGCUGAGUUCCAGUUUGAAAUUGCAAUCCAUUUACAGUGGCAUGCAAAAGUUUGGGCAUCCCUGGUCAAAAUCUCUGUUAUUGUGAAUAGUUAAGUGAGUAGAAGAUGAACUGAUCUCCAAAAGUCAUAAAAUCAAAGAUGAAAUAUUCUUUUCAACAUUUUAAGCAAGAUUAGUGUAUUAUUUUUGUUUUGUACAAUUUUAGAGUGAAAAAAGGAAAGGAGCACCAUGCAAAAGUUUUGGCACCCCAAGAGAUUUGAGCUCUGAGAUAACUUUUACCAAGGUCUCAGACCUUAAUUAGCUUGUUAGGGCUAUGGCUUGUUCACAGUCAUCAUUAGGAAAGGCCAGGUGAUGCAAAUUUCAAAGCUUUAUAAAUACUCUGACUCCUCAAACCUUGUCCUAACGAUCAGCAGCCAUGGGCUCCUCUAAGCAGCUGCCUAGCACUCUGAAAAUUAAAAUAAAUGAUGCCCACAAAGCAGGAGAAGGCUAUAAGAAGAUAGCAAAGUGUUUUCAGGUAGCCGUUUCCUCAGUUCAUAAUGUAAUUAAGAAAUGGCAGUUAACAGGAACAGUGGAGGUCAAGUUGAGGUCUGGAAGACCAAGAAAACUUUCCAAGAGAACUGCUCAUAGGAUUGCUAGAGAGGCAAAUCAAAACCCCCUUUUGACUGCAAAAGACCUUCAGGAAGAUUUAGCGGACUCUGGAGUGGUGGUGCACUGUUCUACUGUGCAGCAACACCUGCACAAAUAUGACCUUCAGGGAAGAGUCAUCAGAAGAAAACCUUUCCUGCGUCUUCACCACAAAAUUCAGCGUCAGAAGUUUGCAAAGGAACAUCUAAACAAGCCUGAUGCAUUUUGGAAACAAGUCCUGUGGACCGAUGAAGUUAAAAUAGAACUUUUUGGCUGCAAUGAGCAAAGGUAUGUUUGGAGAAAAAAGGGUGCAGAAUGUCAUGAAAAGAACACCUCUCCAACUGUUAAGCACAGGGGUGGAUCGAUCAUGCUUUGGGCUUGUGUUGCAGCCAGUGGCACGGGGAACAUUUACUGGUAGCAAAUUCUGGAAGCAAACAUCACACUGCCUGUAAAAAAGCUGAAGAUGAAAAGAGGAUGGCUUCUACAACAGGAUAAUGAUCCUAAACACACCUCAAAAUCCACAAUGGACUACCUCAAGAGGCGCAAGCUGAAGGUUUUGCCAUGGCCCUCACAGUCCCCUGACCUAAACAUCAUCGAAAAUCUGUGGAUAGACCUCAAAAGAGCAGUGCAUGCAAGAUGGUCCAAGAAUCUCACAGAACUAGAAGCCUUUUGCAAGAAUGGGCAAAAAUUCCCCAAACAAGAAUUGAAAGACUCUUAGCUUGUAAACGCUUUUUGUAGCCAGCUGUGAUACUUGCCAAAGGGGGUGUUACUAAGUACUGACCAUGCAGGGUGCCCAAACUUUUGCUUCGGGUCCUUUUCCUUUUUUGUUAUUUUGAAACUGUAAAAGAUGGAAAUAAAAAAGUAAUCUUGCUUAAAAUAUUAAAGAAAUGUGUCAUCUUUAACUUUAUGC
Mobula hypostoma (lesser devil ray) is the source of this 4741-nucleotide messenger RNA. It is a transcript of the gene nemp2, whose product is annotated as nuclear envelope integral membrane protein 2. Gene Ontology annotation, cellular component: nuclear envelope. The coding region runs from base 80 to 1375 and encodes 431 amino acids. Lineage: Eukaryota; Metazoa; Chordata; Chondrichthyes; Myliobatiformes; Myliobatidae. The record is from RefSeq and is a predicted model, not a curated record. The transcript is spliced from 9 exons.